This is a messenger RNA of Epinephelus lanceolatus (giant grouper), 4995 nucleotides long. RefSeq names its product plakophilin 1a (gene pkp1a). The record is from RefSeq and is a predicted model, not a curated record. Lineage: Eukaryota; Metazoa; Chordata; Actinopteri; Perciformes; Serranidae. Gene Ontology annotation, molecular function: protein binding. Gene Ontology annotation, biological process: cell-cell adhesion. Gene Ontology annotation, cellular component: nucleus; plasma membrane; cytoplasm.
CAGCCUUGCCUGCAUAUUUGUCUCUGUCCGCUGCACCGCUAGAGUCACACCGCACUUCUCCUCCGGGGUCCGCGCUUUAUUUGGAAACUGGUUUUAAACGGAACCGUUUACACGAAAGGGCACCGUGCUGGGAAGAUGAUGGCUCCUCUGCGUACAGCGAUGGCAAUCGGUAACGCGGAGGACACGUCGCUCGCGGUGCCUUCAGACAACAAGCUGCGCUCGGGACAGCAGCGCGUGCUGGAUCAAGUGCACAGCAUCAAGAGGAGCAAGUCUAAAAAGAAUGGCACACUGUCGCCCUCACCAACAAGCCUGUCUCCUCCGGCUUUGACGACAAGUGAGUUUGGAACCUUCAAGUUUGCUCCAUUCAAAGCAAAUGGCACCUUCAGCCGCACCAGCUCUGCAUUGUCAUCGGGCUUCAACAAAGUGGUUCAUACUCAGAGGAGUCGCACUCUGUCCGCUAAAACCAUGGGAGGAAGAAUGUACAGCACCUCAGGCACAUGGGACCAAAACAUCAAUGCCAACAACUGGGCCCAGGGCUCCAACGGGCUGAAAACCGCUCGCAGUGACCCAGCCUUGGCUCGCCAUUUUUCUGUCCCUGCACCUGUUAUGAGGGCCAAAGGGCAGGUGGUCCAGAACCAGCAGAGCCUCCGGACUCGAGUUAACAGACACAGCACCUAUUCUAUGACCAACGGCAACCAGAUGACCAGCAGCCAGCAACGCAUCGUCUCGCCGCCCUCUGUCCAUUCUCACACUGAGGGCAAGAUGGGGACCAUCAAAAUGUCCAAGAUCGAGCAGCAAUCAGCGGUGAACAGCGCAGUAAACGUGUCAGACAUGACUCUAAAGGAGGCUGUAGAUUUCCUGUCUCACCCUGAAGAGAAUUACCAGCAGUGUGGAGCCACCUUCAUCCACCACACCACCUUCAAAGAGGAGGGCGCCAAACAGCAGGUGUUCCAGCUAGGAGGUAUCCCCGGUCUGGUGACCCUGCUGCGGAGCCCCAAUACUGUGGUGAGCCAGGCUGCCGCUGGGGCUCUGAGGAACCUGGUGUUCAAGGACCAGGACAACAAGCUGGAGGUUCAGCACUGUGGCGGCAUAGCCAAGGCCCUGCAGCUGCUGAAGGAGACAGAUUCUACUGACACCCAGAAACAAAUCACUGGCCUGCUAUGGAACCUUUCCUCUGCCGAUGAGCUGAAGGAAGAACUUAUAGCCACAGCGCUGCCCGCCCUGACUGAAAAUGUGGUGGUGCCAUUCACCUGCUGGUCAGACAACAGCGUCAACAACAACAUUCACCCUGAUGUCUUCUACAAUGCCACAGGAUGCCUGCGGAACCUGAGCUGCGCCCAGAAGAAGGAGAGGCAGGCGAUGAGAGAGUGCCGCGGCCUCAUUGACUCCCUCAUGAGUUACGUCCAGUCCUGUGUGGCGGAGGAGAACCCCGAUGACAAGUCUGUGGAGAACUGUGCAUGCAUCCUCCAUAACCUGACCUACCAACUGGAGGCCGAGUCCCCUGAAUGCUUCAGCAGGUUCCAACCUCCGGUGGAAGGCCAAAUUGGGAAUAAGAAAAACGCCCCGAUUGGAUGCUUCAGCCCGAAGAGCGGCAAGGCUCAGAAGGAGUUUUCAUUUGACAAACUGCCAGAGGACAGCACCCCAUCAGGUGUUAAGUGGUUGUGCCAUCCAAAAGCCAUGCAGACCUACCUGUCACUGCUGGGCUCGUCCCAGAAAGGUGCCACCCUGGAGGCCUGCUGUGGCGCCCUGCAGAACCUCACUGCCAGCAAGGGACUGGGCUCCAGUGCCAUGAGCCAGAUUCUGGUUCAAAAGCUGGGGGCUCUGCUGCACCUGUCCGCUCUUUUGAAGUCUCCCAACCGCAGCCUGCAGAAGGCCGCCAUGUCCCUGCUGAAUAACAUGUCUCGGAACGACAGCUUGCAGACCCCCAUAGCAAAGCAGAUUCUGCCUGAACUCACCGGCCUCCUCACCUCCAGCCCACGAGAGAUGGGAAACUCUGAUGAAACUAUAGCAACGGCUUGCAGCACAGUCCGCAGUCUGAUGUUGGCGGACCCUGAGGUCACCAAGAAGUUCAUCAGUAAUGAGCUGGUGUCGUCGGUGGCUGACCUCAGUGAGAACAGGUCUUUCCCCAAAGGCAGCAAAGCAGCUUCCCUGCUGCUCUACAGCUUAUGGAAUGAAAAGAAUUUGCAAGGUGUUUUGAAAAAGCUGGGGAUGGCCAAAGCACUUUUUGUCAAUGAGAACACCACAGCAGCGCACAGGUCGGUGCAAGUUAUCGACUGAGUGUGACGGACAAGUGGAAAAGGCACCACAGAGGCUGAGAGAUGGAAACCAGCAUGUUUAGACACUGCUGCGGCCACACCUGUGCAACGAGGAGAGUAAAAUUACAUUCUUCACAUAAUAGCCUUGUUGAGAGAGCCUAUCAGUUAAGAGUGAGUCACACAUUGUACAUACGUUAGUGAAAAGAGAGCUUUUAAUUUCAUGAUAAAUCCUGCGGUGUUUUAUGUAUUUAAUUUGGAUAUGAUGCUGUUUGUGUAUAUAAAGGGGUGAGUGUGUUUUUGGUAGGUGAAGUGUACAUGUGCUGAAACUCAGUUCCUCCGGCCACUAGAAAAUGUUAUCUGCAGUGAAAGUUACUAAAGGCAUGCAGCGAUUAUUUAGAUUCACGAAUGGCUUUGUUGUCAAAUGUGUCUUUCUGCAUUGGCAAGAUAAACUGUCUAUUGUGGCCUCGAGGACUGAGCAGCUGAAAAUGAAAGUGAUAAGAAAAAUAUAUGAACAGCUAAAAAAACAAAAAAGGAAAAGAAAAUGUUGUGUAGUUGUGAUACUGUUGCUGUCAGAUGAAUCUUGUACAUCCAGAUGGAUUUUUUUGUUACAUUGUUCUGUUAUUGUUCUGUGAUUCAGAAUUUUUAUUUUUUAUUUUUAAAUGAACAGAAACAGCUUUUAACAAGAGUGCCUAAAUAGUUUAAGGUAUAGUUAUGUUAGUGUUAUGUCUAUACAUCUAAUAUGAAGUUAUAGCCAGCAUUCAGUUAGCUUAGCUUAGCAUAACAACUGGAAUCUGGGGGAAACAACUAGCCUGGCCACAGUGCUGUAGGUGUCAGCGCUAGAAGCACCAUAUUAGCAUUCUGCUAUAGGGGAAAAAUGCUCUGGCUUGUUUGUGUUUCUCUAAACCAAUCACAAUCACACAAUCAAACCAAUCACACAGUAACAGGGCUAACUGUUAGCAUCACGUAGCUAACGUUACAUGAGGAUUACUAAAUUGUUUAACAACAGAGUCAAACUGUUUUGGUAUUGGUGUGAGUUUGUUGGGACCAUUAAAUGGCUCAGAGUUGGGUGUUAGCGCUGCUGCUGUGUUAGCUCAUGCUAACGCUGCAAACUCGUCAGGGGGAGAGUGGCUUCAGAGACAGCAGCAACAGAAAGUUUGCUAAUCUGGCAUGGAAUCGGGUUGGUUUGGGUGUACCGUUUGACUGGAGACAUUUUGAAAGAUGUAGCUUAUUAACCCCAAAUGGCCAUGUAAGAAAAUGGAGGAACAUCCGGAAUGAGAGUCCUGUGAGACGGAAUCUGGGCUUUUCUAAAGCGCGUUCACAAGCUAUUUUAUUCAUCAAAACUUGCCAUUUUUUUGGUGUACGUUAGCUCAGAGAUUGUUGUUAUUUCGUUUAGCGAAGGGGAUUUUGAAAUCCCUAACACACAAAUAGUAGAAGGGAAGGAGAAUGGCGGUCAAAAUAGCCAGCUAAUGGCAGAUUUAUAGCCGAACUUCACAUCAUGUGAGUCAGACCAGUCCAAAGGUAGUAAAAUCCACCUGCCAGCGCCUCUAAAGCUCACUUCUUGACACAAUCUAUCUUGUUCUGAGUGUGAAAACAACACUUGGUGGUUUUAUAAGGUUUAUGUGACCUGUAAAACCACAAUAUGUCGCUUUUACGCUGCUCUUUGUGCAGAUUAUACAAACAAGAUAAUAAGUGUUAAGAAGUAGAAAUAUGUUGCUUUCGGAUAGAGCCAGACUAGCUUUUUCCCAAUGUUUCUAGAUUUUGUGCUAAACUAAGCUAAGCUAAGGUAAGCUAGGCUAAGCGGCUGCUGGCAAUAGCUUCAUAUUUAGACAUGAGAUUGGUAUCGAUUACUUUCAUCUAAGUGAAUAAGAGUAUUUCCCAAAAUACUGAACUGUUUUUUAAAGCGCAGUAGUAAAAGCCUUGUUUUUUUCUGUUGCUUUGUCGUAAACUUGUCUUGUUAUAUACAUUUUGUUUUGUUCUUAGUUUGUUUUUUGUUUUCUUGCAUAAACUGAGGAAUAGGAGACAGAGAAGUAUUGGAAUAUAGUACACAACAUGUAACACCAGCUGUGCCCUUGUAUAGAAAUUUGCAGCAGUAUAAGUAGUCAGACAUCUCUUUGAAAACCCUUUUAAGUCCAAUAUGAAAUGUAUCAACAGUUGACGUAACCUGUAACAGUCGGAUUUAGCUGCUGGCUGUACACUUAGUCUCCUACUGUAAGUGUUCUUUGAUCUAACUCAACAGAAGUCACAAAGGAGAUAAUGAAGGGGCUGCACCCUCAAACAUAAGGCUAAUGAAUUAUGAUCUGUUUGCACCACCUCAGGCAAGAGAAGCUGCACAUCCAAAUAUAUAAACAUACAUUAUAAAUGUUGUUUGGAUUUAAAAACAUGUGGUUCUUCAUCUAAAACUUAUAUAUGUGAAUUUUGCUUCUUUAAAGUUUAAAGGGCUCAUUAUACAAUAUCUGCUCUCAUAAGCAAACCACUGUUAUUUAAAGAACUCCAAUGCUUUUUGAAGACCAGUUAUACAAAUGGCUAAAGCAAAGAGAUGCCAUAGCUUCAACAACACACUGCAGAGGACUGUUUUUUUAAUGCUUGAGACAUUAUAGUCCUGCCUAGGUUCAUUUGCCUCGGGGAAAAUUGAUGUCAGUAUUGCUAAGAAUGUAUUUCUGGAGAAAUGUGUGUGUGGCAUAUAAUUAGGAGUUUUCCCUGUCACUCAGUCUGUACAUAGAAUAAAAAACAGAGACGAAGA